AUGCCAACUCGCAGUGGAAGCAAAGGUGAAGGUGGAAAUGGCAAUGGCAAUGGAAAUGGAAACGGAAACGGAAAUGGAAAUGGAAAUGGAAACAGUAGCGGUGUUGUUGGAGCUGGUGGCGGAGGCCCACCUAUAAGUGGUAAAUCUGGCAAUCCACUGGGUCAGCUUGACAACAAUGGCUCGAGUGGUAAUGGAAGUAACAAUGCAGGCAACAAUGGUAAUGGAGGGGGACCAUUCAAUACUGGCAUCGCUGCUGGUGCUGGUGCUGCUUCUCAUUCUUCUGCUUCUCAUUCUUUUUCUUCUUCCGAGGAAUUAGGCAACAACAGGCUCAUCUACUUGAUCUCUAAAUCUAUUGGCAAUUCCGUCAUUAUUACCACUACUGAUGGCUCUAGAUACAGAGGUUUAUUAGUUGCUACCGACUUGUCAAAAAAUCCAGCACCUUUGUCUGUGGUGAUUCAACACCCGCAAUUGGUCAAUAAAGGAUUGAUUGAUGAGAAAAAUAAUUUGGACGGGAAGAAAUUGCCUCAGACGUUGAUUGUUCCAGCAAAGGAUUUGAUUGAUUUUGAAAUCGAGUUGAACAUUAACGAGCCAGUGAAGCAAUACACAGCUAGCAAUGCUGCUGUGUCAACUGCUUCUAAUAUCGCAAAAACCAUUUCUCCAGGAGAAGCUUCUGUUGUUGCAGUGAACAAAGGCGAGGUCGAUACUGCAACUGGAAAAGAUGCACCAACAAAAGAAAAUAGUAUUACCCCCGAACCAGUCGAGCAAGCUAAGGAAAAAACAAUUUCGGAUGCAUCUCAAAUUAAUAUUGCCUCUGAAAAACAUUUGGAAAAGACAGCUGCACCAAAACCAAUAGAAUUAGGAGAGAACAAAGUUAAUAAGAAAGAGACAUACUCAUCAGCUAUUGAGUCAGCCAUGGCACAGCAACCUGAGAACACAAAGCCUACUUUUUCUACGAAGCAAGGGUUCAAGACUGAUUCUGAUAUUUCUGCUCGAGGAAAACCUAUUCAGGAAAGGGAAUUUGUUAGAUGGGAUGCCGGUAAUGACAACUACAAUAGCAGCUCUUUACCCAGUCUCACGUUGGAAGAAGAGCAAUAUGCCACCAAUGGGAAAGGCAAAUGGGAUCAAUUCAAGGUCAAUGAAGAGAAAUUUGGCGUUGAAAGCACCUAUGAUGAACACUUGUACACCACAAGAAUAGAUAAAUCUGCAGCAGAUUACAAGGAGCGUUUAUCCAAGGCCGAAAAAUUGGCCAGAGAAAUCGAGGGAAGCUCUACCACUGAUCGCCAUAUAUUAGAAGAUAGAGGUAUUUCAGUUGAUGAUGACGAUAACGGUAUGGACGAGGAGGACAAAUAUUCAGGUGUGGACCGUCGAGGAGACGAAUUGAUGGCAGUUUUGGGAAUCAGUAACAAUAAUAAGAACAAUGUUUCCCAAGCAUCAGUGAAUACUCAUCAGUUCAAACAGCCACAAGAGACUGGUAAAUAUGUCACGCCACGCCAAAGAGCUGCUCAAUAUCAUAAUGACCCGGCGAUUGUGGCAAGCUCGGCAGUGAAGAAAAAGUCACCAGCACCAACACCAGCACCAACACCGGGACAAGGACAAACCCCAGGACAAGCACCAGGACAAGGACAAACACCAGGUCAAGCACCAGGACAAGGAAAAGCUAUAGCGCAACAGAGAACAGAUUCAAAAAAACCACCAGCAUCUGCAGCUGUGUCUAAUGAGUCAUUUAGACUCAAUGCACAAAGCGAAAUAAACUCGUUACGUGCAUUUAGUGCCAAUUUCAAGAUUCCACACAAGAUGCCUCAAGAUCUUUUGCCAAUAUUAGCAAAGGACAAGAUGAAACAAGAUGAGAUUUUGAAGAAGCAACAAGAACAAGCAAAAUUACAAGAACAAAAGCAGAAACAAAAACAAGAACAAGAACAAGAACAAAAGGAGAUACAUACAGAGGUCAAAGAGCAAAAACAGGAGCAAAAACAGGAGCCUGCUGCAUCAAAACCAAAAGUACACACACCUGCUUCACCCCAAAAGUCUCAAGCACAACCAAGCAACACCGAGAAAAAACCUGCUAGCAAAUUCAAACUCAAUCCGAAUGCCGCUGCUUUUACUCCUACAUUCAAACCCAGUCAAUUGACUUCACCAAAGAACACAAAUCUGGCACCAGUACCUCCGAUUCCGCAAAUUCCACUGGUUACACAGGUUCCACAGAUCCAGCAAAUUCCGCAAAUUCCUCAAAUUCCACAGAUCCCACAAAUUCCACAGGCACCAGUUCCACCAGUGUCACAAGUACCACAAGUACCACAAGUUCAUGGAUCAUCUUCAGCAUACCAAUCACCAAGAACAGCUACGAGUCGGGCUUCAAAUGGCAAUGUGUCGCAUACACCAAAGAGACACCAUCAAAUUACUGCUCAAGACUUUUUUGGUGCUAAUAAAGUACCUACCAAAGAUGGCCAAGCUUCAAAAGUCAAGUCUUUCCAAACUGGGUUUAAUUUGUUUAAUCAUGCUAAAAAGAAGGCAAAAGAGUCCGGAACUCCUGUCGUUUUCGAAAAGCUUUAUCAAACUCCACCUACUUGGAAUUCAACAAUUGAAGAGACAUAUACGACUUUAUUCCCUAGAUCCACAUACAACGUUUAUGGUGUUGGCAGUGUUGGGGGUAGUACCCCUGGAAUUGGUAGUACGACCCCACUGCAAUUAUCUGCCUCUUACUUGCCAAGUCCUUUGAUGGCAACCACACCACCUGGAGUAUCUCCACAACUACCAAUUAUGCAAGGUGUGCCAAUUGCUAGUGGAGUAGGAGCUCCAGGAGGAGGGGCACCAUUACCUUAUGGGUUCCUGAUUCCUCCACAAUUCCAUCAAUUCCAACCACAUCAAUACCAACAAUACCUGCAACAACAGCUUCCACAGCAGUACCAACAACAGCAAUAUCAACAACAUUAUCAGCAGCAACAACAUCAACAGCAUCAACAACAAUAUCAACAACCUCAUUUCCCACAAGUGGCAGCAGCACCAAUGUGGUUUAUACCUCCGCCUCAAGGGUUUGGUAUGAUGAAUAACCCGUACCAGAAUGCUGCUCCAGGCGGUCACAAUCAUGGUCAUGGUCAUGGUCAUGGUCAUGGCCAGCAAACACGGAGGUACAAGUAG
This is a messenger RNA of Lodderomyces elongisporus, 3135 nucleotides long. RefSeq lists its product as uncharacterized. Gene Ontology annotation, molecular function: mRNA binding. NCBI's taxonomy places the organism in Eukaryota, Fungi, Ascomycota, Pichiomycetes, Serinales, Debaryomycetaceae. The record is from RefSeq and is a predicted model, not a curated record. Gene Ontology annotation, cellular component: cytoplasmic stress granule. The transcript has 2 exons. The coding region runs from base 1 to 3135 and encodes 1044 amino acids. Gene Ontology annotation, biological process: cytoplasmic stress granule assembly.